Molecule: messenger RNA, 6944 nt
Organism: Stegastes partitus (bicolor damselfish)
Lineage: Eukaryota; Metazoa; Chordata; Actinopteri; Pomacentridae
Exons: 8
Coding region: 87-2144 (685 amino acids)
Molecular function (GO): catalytic activity
Source: RefSeq, a predicted model, not a curated record
AGGAGACUGUCAGACGAGCUUUUUGUCAACAAGACUCAUUCCAAAUUUUCUGGCUGGAGGAUCUGAAGAACAUCGAGGCCUCCAUCAUGUCCAGCGGUGAGCGGCUGCUGCAGCUGAUCUCCAGCUGGAUGGAGCAGCAGCAGCUCUGUGCCGAGCAGCUGAGGAAGCUAGCCAGGCAGCUGGAGGCCCUCAGACAGAAACACAUCCAAAGAGCGUUUGUUAGCGUCCUGAAGACGGCGCUGGUAGGUGGAAGUCUGAUCGUGCUCUUUGCGUUGACUGUGGUGACCCUCGGAGCAGCUUUUCCACUGUUAAAUGUGACGGCAGAAGUAUGCACAAAGAAAAAGAAGCUGAAACCCACUGAGCUCUUCUUAAAAGAGCAGCAGAAUGUAGAGAAGAGGAGCGCUGACAUUACAGAAGAGAUCCAGACACUGUUUGAGAAGCUGAAGACCAAAGCCGAGGCGACUGGUUCCUGUUCAGAACCCGACCAGGUCGACCGAUAUGUCAUGACCAAGGUCCUGACAGCACUGGCCAGACAAAGUGGACUGAAGGGUCAAGUCAGCACCAGCUUCUGCCACGGACAGCCACAAAUCUUCAUGAAAUCCAUGGCGCUCAUCGACAGCCCUGCAGUGAUGGCUGCAGUCGCUGGGAUUUUAUCAUUCUUCACCCUUCAAGUUAGUGGAGAGAAAUUUAAACCAUCAUUUGAUGAAGGACUUCAGCAACUCAUCGAACAAAUGUCCAUAAGCGGAUGUAAUGCCGAGCUGGUGGUCGGGGCGACUGGAACAGCGCGUAUACUUCAACAAGCAACUGACACCUGGACAGGUAUGAUCAAGAAGAAUCAUGUGACCGAAGCCUGCCAAAUACUGAGAGACACAGCCGACACAAUGCAAAGGAUCACCAGUACGCUGCGGCAACAGUUCGAUGACAUCAAGAGGAUGUUGGACCAGUCGGCCAGACAACAGCAAGAACUUGGCAGAUUGGAAAACGAGUCAAAGUUCGACAGACCAUGUAACCAUAAGAUAUUGAACAAGAACACGAAGACUGGAAACCAGGAAGUUGUUUUUAUUAUGACUAUGCAGUCAAACUACUCAGCUUAUAUUUCACAUGGAAAAAAGACUGUUUGUGCUGAAAAUCAGACUUAUCAGACUGUUCGAUGUGAGCAGAGCAGCAGCCAGACGAACCAGCAAUGUGGCCGAAAUGAAGAGACUGGAGGUGAACAAACAGGAGGAAGCGAUCCAGGAGAGACUGGAGGCGAACAACUGGGAGGAGGUGAUGCAGGCAGUCAGAAGAGCGACAGUGACAAUGAUGACAAGGAUCCAGAUUACGAGAACAACAGUGACAGUUCAUAUGAAAGCAGCGACAGUUGGUAUAAAAGAAGGAAAAGUACACAUAGAGGGAGGAAAAGUAUAUCUGAAGGCAACGAAGACACUGAAAGCAACAAUCAGAAUAUCGUCUCAAAACUUUCAUCAGCGGUGGGAGCGAUGGGGCUGCUCAAUGCUCACUCCAUUAAGAACAAAAUAUCCGAAAUCUCUGCGUUUAUACAUGAGUACAAGCUGAAGAUUUUGUGCCUAACAGAGACAUGGUUACGUCCGGACACCGGAGACCAACUCUUAAAGGAAGCUCUCCCAGACAACUUCAAGUUCUGCCACGAGAUGAGGAAUAACGUCAGGGAGACAUCACAAAAAGGAGGGGGAGUCGCUGUCGCGUAUUCAGGGAACCUGCAGGAAACACGGGUUAAAUUUGAAAAGAAAACAUCCUCAAACUCCCUUGAGCCCUUCAACACCUUUGAGUACGUGGCCACAAAUCUGAAACAUGAUGACUGGAACCAACCCAUACGAGUCAUCAAUGUGUACCGCCCACCGAACCAAAGAAACAAACCCAGAGGCAAAUGCAAAGUAGACGAAUUCCUGGAGGAGUUUCAGACGCUCCUGGACGAGGUUCCCAAAGACGACAGCACUCUCAUAACCGGAGAUUUCAACAUCCAUGUAAACAACAAUCCAAAGAAGUUUAAAAAAUUCUUAGAGAAAAAUAACCUUCAUCAGCAUGUAAAUGAACCAACGUACCCCAGGUCAGGUAACACUCUGGAUCUGGUCAUCAGCAGAAACGUCGACGUCUCCAAUCUCAGUCACCAUUCACAGCGUCUAUAGGAAUCCCUGUUUGAUGGUUCUCUGAGAGGAGUUCUGCAGAGAACCAACAGGCCUCCUUUGGUCGACAGAAAAUAUCCAAAACCACAAGAGGACAAACUCCAUGACCAUCAGCUGAACUAAAUCAUUGUGUUCAACAGUGCAGCAUCUGCACCGUAAGAAAUCAUGUUUUUGUUUUUUGUUUUAACAAUUUACUGUUGUUUUAUAGAUUUUCACAGUUUUGUUAAGUUACAGAUAUCUAGACUAAUCACAUAAUGAAACUAUGAAUUUAAUGUUUAGAAUGACUUACAGUAAUGUCCAAAAUGACUUUUGUUUUACGUUUGAUUUACAUGGUGACUGUAAAAAGAAAACUAUAAUUUAUGUCCACAACAAACAUCUGUAUUUGUGCUAACUGCAAUUUGACAACAUUUACCUAUAAACUUACACUAACUGUAUUCAAAUUAGCUAAAAAAUAUUAUAAUUUUGCAGAUAUUUAGUGUUAUUUCAAAAAAAAAAAAGUAUUUUUAUAACUAAAAAAGAUAAAUAUUUUUAUAACUGUCAUUUAACAGAUUUUUAUUUUACUUCAAGUGCAGACAGUCACUAGAAAAGUGUCUGAAUACUCUGAGCCUUUAAUGAUGUUAUGAACCGCAGAUGGUGAAGUUUGGAAACAUUAUUCUGAAGGUUUCGUCACAGAGCCGUGACUCUUCUCCGUCUUUUAAUCAGGUUAACUGCCGGUUAGCCUGAUUACUUGUCACAUUACUACAGUGUUAAGCAACUUCUCCAGUUGUUUCUUGCUACUGUUACUUUACUGAAAAAUGUUGUUGCACUUCUCAAACAAUCAAAUGUAACAUUUAGACUUUUUUUCAGCUAAGAUGGAGGCUGUACAUGCAGGUCAUUGCAUUCUGCUCAUCCCAGCUGGUUUAGGAACAGAGCUGAAAUUCUCAAGCGGAAACUUCAGGACAUAUUGUACCACCUUUAAAGCUGAGUUUCUGCAUGUGGCAUGACGCUGGAAACCACAGUCAUGAUAAACAACAGCAGGACAGUAGAUAAGGCGAGAAAAGGGAAAUGUAAAGAUUGCGUAACAUGAUAACCUGCAACUGAACUUCUGCUUUUGUGGCUCGCUGCAUGGAGCACAAGUGAUGCACGUGGCAUGAUGCUGGAAAACACAGUCGUGACAAGCAGCAGCAGGACAGUAGAUAAGCAGCUGUUGAGGAGGCGUGGCCAAAGAAGUUCAUAAACUCCACCGAGCGCAGAGAUCUGAGCUUCUUCUGCUCAACCUGCAGACGACAUAUCCAGCAACAAACCAACCAGCCGACCAGCCGACCAACCGGCAGAGCUCCUUGUUUCUCCAUCUUCAGGUCAUGGCGUCCGCCGGUUCGCUGUUCCUGCUCUUGAUGUCAUCCUCCCUCCUCAUCUCUACCGUCUCCCGGCCGCCAGCCCGGAACCAGCUGUCCAGAGAUUCUUCACAGAAAAUCAACAAACCCAAAGAAGGUGUUAAAGCAGUGGGCAAGUUCAUCCUUAACAGCAUUAAUGAGCUCAGGUUCACACUGGUCCCCUUUCUGGGGUUGAUUCCAGGUUGGGGCCCACUGAUCAGUGCCGUGACCACCGCGACACUGGUGGGAGUGUCGGUAGUAAACAACAACGUCAAUAACAAGCCAAUACUUAGUGCCAUCAUAUCUGAAUUAGACAUCCUCAAAUCCAAGAUGGAAGAGUAUCACGUAGAGACUAAAUGGGACAACUGGGCGGCCGGAGCUUACCACAAACCUGAGUUGAAAAUAACCCAGGCCUGGGACAAUUUCUUAACGCUGGCACGUGCUCUGCUGCUGGCAAGAGAUGGCAGUGAAAGGAAGAGACAAGUCGAUGAGUUUAUCAACAACUACUCAAAGACCCUGGACGCCACUGGCAAAUUACGCACACUGCUGACAGCUAAAGGGACGACCUUCAUUUAUAACCUGGGAGACAUGCUGGCUGAACAUGUUAAAUGUCAUGACAGGGAGAUCCGAGAAUACACUGUGUUCAUUAAUCAACUUAUCUGCAAGGGCAACACCAUGAAUCAGUUCUACUACAAACAAAAGCGAUUAGACAAUCCUGCUUUGAUUGAAAAAGCAGCUGAGACCGCAUACGACGCAGCUAAUGUCAUGUUCAAGGUCCAGAGGGCCUGCAUGGAAAACAGUGAGGGGUAUGUUAGAAAGGACAUCGAAGCACUCAUUGACAACACCACAACCAAAAACCGUCAAGACCUGGCAAACGAAGUGCUAGCUUUUCUGGAGAAAACCUACGACAGGUUCGACUGGAUGGUUGUCGCAUACAUCACCAAAAAUUCAGGGCAUAAAAUACUUGAAACCCGGAACAAACACACCUUGACCGAUUUCUAUAUUUAUGUUGACAGAAAAGGCGUUAGCGUAGCUGUAGCCAGACAGGUGAAGGGCAAACAUACCAUGUUUAACCAAGUCUCAGAUGCCAUUAGGAGGUGCUUUCCAAAGCCACCUGUCUGCUAUCAAGUGGCAGACAAACUCAGUAAGUGUAGACAAUAUGUGGAGUCAAAUAUUCCAGUGUCUGAGACUUACACAGUAGUUCACGCCUACAAAGGAGAACCUCACGACAGCUUUAACGGCAAAAUAGAAUCUGACUUCGUCUACAUCAAUACCAGAUACCCAGCCAAGACUCCAUACAUUUAUGAAGGGAACUGCAAGAAAUCUAUAGGUGUGCGAGGUGGCAAGUUCACUGUUCUGGUUAAAAGUGACGAAGAAAUACGCAACAAAAAUCCUUGUGCCAAGCUCUACUGUGGAGGCAACCAAAGAGGCCGCUGUGAGCUGGUGAAGGGCACUAAAAUGGGAAUCUGUCACUGUAACAUGCCAUACUACGGCCAACACUGUGAGAGCAGCUUAGAAGAUUACAAGAGAUACUUACAAGAGACAUGGCUACAAGUGGUGGAUAACAGGAGACGGCAUAUGCCUCGAGUCUGAUGCAGUCAGGUGUCUUAAGGCCCUUUUCCACUGCAGAAACCUCUUUUAGAGUGCCAAAACCCUUUGUCACUGCAGGAAUUUUCUCUUUUAAACCUGUUUCAGGGCCUUAUAUGAACCUUUAUGAAUUGCCCUUUUAGAGCCUCUGUCAGGCUCGUUUUAGGUUGGACGGAACAUUUGUUCUGACUGCCCGAUCCCUAUAUCCCUGCAUGUAUCCCUAUAGAGUCUGAUCACAAGAUCCACCCUUUUACAUUCUUAUUUAGGCUUGUUUUAGGGUGGCUCCUAAAAUGAGCCAUUCAGAACCUUUCUGAACCUUUCAACCACCCAUGUAGAACCUUUUUCAGGACUGUUUUCGGGGAGGGAAAGUACCUCUUGCAGGGUACCCAACAAACCUCCAUUGUUUUGUUUCCUUCAUAGAACUGGAGUUCUGUCCAGCAGCUAUUGAUUGUUCUGGUCAGUAACAUGAAGCAUUGAUCCGACAGAGGAAACAGAGACAAGAACAAUUCCUCACAACUAAAACAAGUUCCUGCAGUGGAAAAUUCGGAGGUCUCCGGGCACCUUUUUUUGUUUUAGCUUAACAUUAAUAUUUCUGCAACUGAUGAUGUAUAAACUUAAGAACAACAGCAGUAGAAUACAGUUUGUAAUGUCCAGGUCCAUGUAAGGACGACGUAGAGAUGACCUGAGUCCAUCAGAAAUAAACACACCUACACCAUGUGCACACCAGUAGUAGAUCAAAAGAAAAUUAAUCAGCAAUUAUUUUAGCAAUCGUUAAUCAUUUGAGCCUGAUAUUAGGUUUUGGGACUGUUGCUUGACAACAUAAGACAUGAUGAGGCCACUUUGGACUCCAGCAAACCAACAUCUUUUUCCGUUUUUUGAUGUUUUACAUAUCAAACAAAUAAUCACUUAACUGAAAACUAUUAAUCAUGAUUACAUAUUAAAGACUAUAUUUAGCUGAAAAUAUUACUUGUUCAAAGCUGAAACAAAACUGAUGAAUUAAUUUGGGUAAAACAGAGUGAAACUGCUACAACUAGUCAUUUCACUGAUUAGUGGACAAACAGAAAAUCAUUCAGUAACUAUUUUAUUCAUCUUUAAUCACUUGUGCCAAAACCUGACAGUUUUCAAAUCUGUGGAUUUGCUGAUCAUGCCUGUCAAAUAUUAUAGUCGAUAUAGAUUUACUUCACCUCAGACUCCAGCAAACUCACAUCUGUCACAGUUUUUGGAUAUUUCACAGACCAAACAAAUAAUCAGUUAAUCAGAAAAGAUUAAUCAAUCCUGUUUAGGUAUUUGUGGGCCCAUAUUCUGCACAUUUACAGCUUUAUAACUGUAUUUUGGGGUUUUAGACUAGAAUAUGUUUACCCCCUGUAAUGGUCAAAAACACAUGCUUGUUCUCAAGAUCUCUGCAGCAGAAUGUGGGCUCUUAAAAUCACGUGUUCAAUUUGUAUCACAGAAAAUUUGGACAUAUAAGCAGCAGCAUCGUCUGCAUACAGACGAAUGAAGUUAAUGCAUCAUCAGUUAUAAGGUGGAGCUGAGCUGUAACGCAAACUGCAAAGCAACAGAGCCUUUGUCCUGAGACAGGAGGGAUUAUUUUCUUUGCAUUUAAAAACUUAAUGCACUUGUGUGGGAAAUUUCUCCUGAGAAAGAAACUCAGAGUUAAUUCAAGGACAUGACGUGGACCCAUCUGUUUCUAAAAUCUGUGGAUGUAAAAUCAGAAUGAUGUGAUUUCUGUAAAUGUUGACAUGCUGAUCUCCUCCUGCCUCACCGUGAUCCAAUUGGACAGAGUUUAAACCAGCAACGAGCUUUUCCUGCUUCCAGCUUCUGUCCUGUAGUAAUAAGAAGUAAUAAAACUUCACUUUCACUGCCA